GGGGAGGACUCCCACAGAGGUAAGUUUUACUGGUCGCUGCGCCUCCUUGCCCUCGUCGACUUAUGCUGCCUUCAGCGUGACAUAUUUACACGAGCGCGCUUCCGUCAUCGUGAACCGCUCGGAUCGAUGACACGCAAGUCUCCAUUGGGCGCAUCGGUGCGUCAAGAAUAUAUUUCCAUUUCCACCGUCUUUACUGUACGCAUUCAUCCAGGGCAUUUUCUCAUUUCGCGAGCGUUGUGCGCAGACGUGCGUCUCAAUUUUUUGAUGUUCCCCAUCUGUCUUGUUCUUCGUUCGUGCCAGAUAUCUGUCCGAUGUGCCGUUCUUUCCGCACAUUUAUGCAUACGAUACAUCUCGCCUUUUCUUGGAUAUGUAUCCUCUCGGUCGUCUUGUGGUUCUUAUGUUCUCUCUCGUCGUUGUAAUCUCCGUCUAUUGUCUCGUCUUCCUCCUCUCGCUUAUAUGGUCUCUCCUGAAGUCUCUGGUCUCGGGCUGUAUGAAAGUUGCUCGUUCCUCGUCUCAGAUUGGUCUUGUAUGUGUCUGGCCUUCACAUGAAUUUCGGAUUCCACUUUUCUUACAACUUCGCGAGUGACUUCUGGUACUCCAGCGUCAUUGAUAGUUCGCAUCGAAUGCGCAACGGUGAGAUCUCGUUAGAAAUGUUGUGUAAAUUGGAAGACUAUUGA
This is a messenger RNA of Laetiporus sulphureus 93-53, 677 nucleotides long. RefSeq lists its product as uncharacterized. Bases 127 to 549 code for a protein of 140 amino acids. Lineage: Eukaryota; Fungi; Basidiomycota; Agaricomycetes; Polyporales; Laetiporaceae. The record is from RefSeq and is a predicted model, not a curated record. The transcript has a single exon.